Pocillopora damicornis (cauliflower coral) is the source of this 3163-nucleotide messenger RNA. RefSeq names its product potassium voltage-gated channel protein Shal. Gene Ontology annotation, molecular function: voltage-gated potassium channel activity; protein binding. The record is from RefSeq and is a predicted model, not a curated record. Lineage: Eukaryota; Metazoa; Cnidaria; Anthozoa; Scleractinia; Pocilloporidae. Gene Ontology annotation, biological process: action potential; potassium ion transmembrane transport; protein homooligomerization. Gene Ontology annotation, cellular component: membrane; voltage-gated potassium channel complex.
AUGGACAGGCAAGAAAAUAAGAGAAUUCAAAGAUCCCUUGUAGUACACAAACUGAUUCAUCUCGGCAAAGUCAAGAUGAGCCGACAAAAACUUAGCGGACUGGAAAAGGGAAAUACAGUUCAUCAUGGAACCUUAAUCGAACGUAUUUUGAUCAAUUCAGCUCGCGUGCUAGCUUCUUGUGGCACUUCGUUGCAGCAAAAUGCAAUCACGCCAAAGGAAGAGAGAAUAACUGUGAACGUAGGGGGAACGAAAUAUGAACUUGCAAAAAAAAACUUGGAAAAGUUUCCCGACACGCUUCUUGGCAGCGAGAGGAAAAAUUUUUUCUAUGAUGCGGAGAGGAAGGAAUACUUUUUCGACCGCGAUCCAGUUAUUUUCAAGAACAUAGCCGACUUCUAUCGACAUGGAAGUUUUCACUCGCCUGCACCAACUGUGUGCUGUAUGGAAGCUGUGUUGGAUGAGUUGAAGUACUUUGGAAUCCCACAACAUUCCGUGUUCGAUUGUUGCUGUGAGCACAUUAUUCAAGAAGACGAGGAACAAGAAAAGAAGAAACAAAUAGAAACCAUGGAAAGUAAACUCCCUCAAAAAGACCGCAACUCGUGGACAGCCCGUGAGAAAUUGUGGCAGCUCUUGACCAAUAGCAAGAGUUCGAAAAAAUCAAAGGCAUUCGGGUUUCUCUUUGGAGCAGUAGUGCUUCUGAACAUCUCUGCUAUCGUAGCGGAAACAGUGCCCGCCGAGUCAGAUCAGACGAAUGGCAAGGCACACAGAAAUAUAUUUUUUGGACUGGAUUCUUUUUGCGUUGCAAUUUUCACAAUUGAGUUUACAGCACGCUUGUAUGCUGCCCCCUACAGACUAGACUUUGCGAGAGAUCCAUCGAAUAUAAUUGAUCUGCUGGGAAUAAUUCCUUACUACAUUGCGGUGGUUGAAAGGGCGGUCAAUUCUAACAAUGCAGUGCUGGGGUUUGUUGUUACGGUCUUUCGCAUGUUUAGAGUCUUUCGAGUGACUAAGCUGGCCAGGUAUUCUGAAAGGUUUCAAAACCUCCUACGUUCAAUACAGGGCGCUGCAAUGGAGCUUGGAGGAAUUCUUUUCUCGUUUCUAGCAUUGAUGAUAACAUUUUCGUCUAUCAUGUACUAUUUUGAAAGUGGACAGAAAGGAACAAAAUUUAAAAGCAUUCCGGCAGCUUUCUGGUACACUUUGGUCACCAUGACAACGCUAGGUUAUGGUGAUAUCGUUCCCUGCACGGUCAGUGGGAAGCUUCUAGGAGCAGCUUGUGCUUUGAUGGGGGUACUUCUUCUAGCCUUACCAGUUCCCAUUAUCGAAAGACAGUUGUAUGAAUGCCAAAGAAAAGGAAAGCCCAAGAAAGAUGGUGUCACAGAGAGGCUGGUGGCAUCUCUGCCUUCGUUAGGAAGAAUUGGUUCAAGCGAAGACAAGACUCUCGCGAGAAGAGGAGGCAAAAAUAAGAGGAAAUCUCGUACGCGUCGAAUAAAUGAUCUCCAUGACUCUCGAACAACAUCUUUGAAUGUGGAAACUGGCGCCUCCUCCAGCCGUUCCUGCGAGAGUAAUACAAGUUCCUCUAAUUCCGGUUCCGAAGAUUUCCUUGUUAUGAGGGUAGGCAUGCCAACAAUCAAAGAACCUGAAACUUCAGAUUUCAGUGGGAAUGGCAAUGUAAUUAUGCCUUCGACCGUUGCACCUCAAAAGCGUAAAAGCUGGUUUGGUAACGGGAAAGUUUCAGCUAGUGUGGGCGAUGGCAUAUUUACAGAAUCUCCACGUUCCUCUCAGUAUCUCUCGGAUUUUCGCCAAGUUAUUCCAAACCACGAAGAUGGAGUUGGUCGAAGUACACGUUACAAGUCUUUCAUUGAUGACAAAAAAGACGACAAAGAAGCUUUUUCCAUGAAAAACUUGCGUCAACAGCAAUUUCCAGAUGUAACCCCCCGGAAUUAUCACAGCGUUGGGGACUUAACAUAAGGCGUUAGCGAUAUUGAGUGGUGCAGCGCUCACUUUGAGAAUGAGCUGAAAAUGAAUCAACCAACUCGCCUCUCUUGUUUUCUACUACAAUUUUGUGGCCUUAGGUAAAUCUUAGAUUUUAACCGGCUCGUUAUUUAAAAAAAUGUUUUAAAAGCGCCUAUCAAACCAAUAGGAAAGAGAAUUAACAGUCCUUUCUUAAAAUCCUCUAGCGAUUUACGUUCAAGCUGGUGUGGAAAACGUUGACUAACCACCAUAAAAGGGAAAACCUGUCAGUAAAGAGAAAUUUAUGGCUACAGUUAUCUACAUUGCCUAGUAAGCAACAGAAAAGCUAUUUAAUUAGCCAUUAUUUUUUCUUGACUAGCUCUACUGCCUUUUAAUUGAACAUUGAACGAUUGUAGUUUCAGGUCAUAUGAUAAAGAAAUAUUUAUUAUUUGUCUUACUUCGCUUCAUCGAAUUCAGUGAGCUUCAACAUACCAUCUCAUAUGGAGUCUUAUAAAACUUGAGUCGUUCGCUCUCGAUUUCUUGUGGAGAAUUCCUAUGAUCUAUGUAAAUCAUUUUGAAACUCGUAUAGAAUGAUGGAUUCUCCGCUGAUACAAACAGAAUAAUUUCCUCCCUUUUUGAUAAAUUAUACUUCGAAAAUGAACUUUACUAUUCUAGGAAGAAGUAGUGUCCGCUAAUAUUCACCACUCAUCUUAGUGCGCAGAGAAAAGUAGCUCAGAUUAUAAUUGUUGUGUCGUAAGGUAAUCUCGAACCCAUGUAUCAGAAGCAAGGGGAGGUCUGUGUACUAGACUACUGUAAUUAUUUGAUGGUUUGACCUUUAAAUAUCUUACCAGUGUCCAAGAUAUUUUGUCUUAAUAUUUUCGCACUCUAUUACCCAAUUUGAGAUGUAGCAGUUUAGAGAUCUAGGCGGAAAAUAAUGAUCAUAAAGAUUGGAAGCAGUCUCUUUUUAUAUUAAAGUAACUGUAAUGCCUGUGCUGUUUAAAGCUCGCCAAAUAUAUCUCACCGGGGAUAUGAGACCCUAAAAAAGUUUAGAAGGGUCAAACGUAGCUUACGGGUGGCUGUCUGGCGUACGCUUUGAUUACAAGUGAGGCUAUUUUCUUUUGGGAUCAGCCUUCUCAAUCGGAACCAGCUUUGGUCUACGCGGUUAAUGUUUUCUAACAAACACUUUACUAGCUGUUUUCGGUUGAAACGCGGUAACUCC